Molecule: messenger RNA, 8248 nt
Organism: Alexandromys fortis (reed vole)
Lineage: Eukaryota; Metazoa; Chordata; Mammalia; Rodentia; Cricetidae
Gene: Plk1
Product: polo like kinase 1
Exons: 10
Coding region: 6155-7963 (602 amino acids)
Biological process (GO): mitotic spindle organization; protein phosphorylation
Cellular component (GO): spindle pole; centrosome; nucleus
Molecular function (GO): protein serine/threonine kinase activity; ATP binding; protein binding
Source: RefSeq, a predicted model, not a curated record
UGUAAUCCAACUAGUCCAAACAGUGGAUAUCUACCAAUGGAAGGUCCAAGAAUCCAGAAGUUGCUCGGUCUGUUAGGCUGGUUUUCUCAGUUGGUUUUCAGUAUACGCUGGAAUCCUGAAGAAGUCAGCUUUAAUUCCAGUGAAGGAAUGGACUUGCCACUGGGAGUGAGAGCAAGCAAGCAAAGAUAGAAUGCUUGCUUAUUCCAUGCCCUUUAUAGAGAUUGCUAGCUGAAGGUAUAGCCCAGAUUAAAAGGUGGAUCUUCCUACCUCAAAGAGGGAUUAGAAGUGGGUCUUCAAAUGGUUUAAUUAAGAAAAAAAAAUCCUUCACAGAUGUACCUAGCCAUUUGGGUUUUAGUUAAUUCUAGAUGUAAUAAAGUUGACAACCAAGAGUAGCCAUCACAUUCCCCUAACAGUGCAGAGAUACACAAGUAAGUGGCUGGGCUACCUGAUGUCAUCAGGUAUCCUGCUUGUCACCUUUCAACAUUUAGCCAUAAGGGAGCCUGUAAACUUAAUCUCCAUUUGGGUGGUCAAACUUGAGGUGACAGUUUGUGUCAUGAAUCUCACUGUAAGCAUUGCAGCUCGCAUGGAAAGGGAUCCUGGCAGUCGGGAGACAAGGAAUACUGAGUGUUACAGCUCCGGUUCAAGAGUAUUGAGCCGGUCUAGAGCCAGGGAAUAGCAUCACAGUAAGGGUGGCAGCUUACAGCCCUGCUCUAGGGAAGGGUUUCCCCAUGGUAACAGCUCUGCUCCAGCAGGCAGGAGAGGGCUUCGGCUCUGGUGCCCUGGGCUAGUGCUCCGAGGUGUAACAGGUCCACUCUGCUAGGGGGAGGUUUGUGUUACACCCCUGCUCUGCUUGCCUCUGGCUUCCCUAGUGAAGUUGUAACAAUUUGGUGCUGCUAGGUUUGCUGCUAGGGGAAGGCUUCUCCAGUGAAAGUGUUACAGUCCUGCCCCAGGCACUCUAUCUAAGUGGGUAAAGAAGGUCUUUACCCAAACAUCAUUCAAGAGGUUUAUUGGGAGGGAAGAUUCCAGGAGAGAGACAGCCACUACCAGAGUGGAAAAAGGGCAGCCACAAACUGAGCAGGCAUAGGGUUUAUAUAGGGCUUCUUAGGGGUGGACUUUUUCCUGGGAGAAGAUUUUCAGGGUGGCAAUUGGUCAGAUUGGCUGGAUUUCUGCUCAGGUGAUCAGGGGCAGAUUUGGCUCUGGUUUCAGGGCCAAAGUGUGUUUCUUUCACUAGCCCUUUUUAACCUUUUGGCUCUAAUUUCAGGGCCAGGGCAUAUUUCUUUAACGAACUCUGAUUCUGUGGCCAAAGUGGGUUUCUGUUUAUUUGUUUGGUUUUUGGUGUGGUUUUGUUUUGCUUUGGCACUGGCCUCAGGGUCAGGGUGUGUUUCUUUGGUUCUGGGUUCAGGGCUAAAGUAUUUCUUAUACUGGCUCUGGUCUCAGAGCCAGGGUGUUUUUCUUUCACUGGCUCUGGUUUCAGAGCCAGGGGUGUGUGUGUGUGUGUGUGUGUGUGUGUGUGUGUGUGUGUGUGUGUGUGUGUGUUUCCCCCACUGGCUCUGGUUUCAGAAACCGGGUGGAUUUCUUUGGCCUUACAGUGACCUAGGCUAAAAAGGACUUUCUGAUAUUAAAGUAGACAGUAAGCAGACUUGAGCAAACCUCUGUGUUUGCUUUGUUUUUCUUUUACCGCAAGUGAGAUUUCUCUGUACAUUUGGGAUAUGACAAGUUACAGCUCUAGACUACUACCAUUGUGUCCCAGAGACACUCCAGUUUUAGCCUGACAAAUCCCAAAGAGAAUGCUUAAUGCUUUAUAUAUGUGAGAUCUGUGCCCUUUGAAUCAGUGACUGGUCAGUGGUGUCUGGCUCUGUGAUUGACCCAGUCAGGGUCAUCACCUUUCCUCCCUCACCCUAGUUUGAGGAAUGGAGCCUGUUGCCAAAUCAAUGUGCCAAGAAGACAAAAACAGUCCCCACUAUAAAUAGUAGCAACUUCGUAAUUGUGCGCUGAUAAUAUUUGAGAGUAUGCUUAACGGUCAUGAGUAUGUAUCCUAGGAAAGGCCAGCUGGACUCUGUCUCCAUGGUGGCUCUCACACCAGGGACAGCUUGCCACUAGGCAAUUAUAAUUCCAGAGAAGAAAAACUCUUUGUUGGUGGAAUAUCAGAAGAGAAGAUAGACGGCAAAGACCUUUCCAGCUGCAGAGAGGAAGAGAAAGGACUUGGGUUUCUGUUUCUGAGAAAGCCAGGCCUCAGUUGAACUUCAGGCUAGAGUCCAAGACCAAAAUGUCACAGGACUUGCCUGGCUCCUGCCUGUUUUCCUUUGAGAUGGUUCUUUUGUCUGUCUGUCUGUCUGUCUGUCUGUCUGUCUGUCUGUCUUGAGACACAGUCUCUCUAUGUAACCCUGGCUGUCAUGGAACUCACUAUGGUCCAAGAUAGACCAGGUUGGCUUCAACUCCCAGAAUACUGCCUCUGCCUCCUGAGUCCUGGGAUUAAAGGUGUGUGCCACCAUGCCUUAUUUUCAGAUACCAUAGUAUGACCCCCCCCACACACAUAGCUUUUUUUUGUGGGGGUGGGGGUUGAGACAGUUUUUCUGUAGCUUUGGCACCAGUCCUGGACUCACUGUGCCUCCCGAGUGCUGGGAUUAAAGGCAUGCACCACCACCGCCCGGCACACACAGCUUUUGGUAUUGGUAGAAAGAGCUCCUCUUUGCUAAAAACCCCCUGGGUUUGAUUCUCAUUGGUCCAGAUCAGAGAGAUGUCCAGACUCAAGUCAUCAUUGUAGCUCAGAAGCUGACACACGGAAUUCUAAUUCCAAUGAUUCUAACUACCACAGAGGGAAUAACUAUGUCUGGGCAGGGAAAAUGAUCAGGCGUCUGGUGCAGGCCUCUUCCUUUCCCCAGAUGUCUUCACCUUCCCCUGACUAGUCCCCAUCCACACUUAACCCACUCCCUCAUUACUCUGGUCCCAAAGGACAUUUUGUUUUGUUUUUCGAGGCAGGGUUUCCCUGUGUAUAGCUUUGGAGCCUGUCCUGGAACUCACUCUGUAGACCAGGCUGGCCUCAAAUUUAGAGAUCCACCUGCCUCUGCCUCUGCCUCCCCGAGUGCUGGGAUUAAAGGUGUGUGCCACCACCGCCCAGACCAGUUUAUAAGGGCCCUGAAGGGGGAUCUGGGCCCAGACUAGGGGCAAAGGGAAAUACGUUUAGCUCGAGUAGGUGUGGUCAACAAAGAGCCAUUCCAAAGAUGCUUUUUCUGUUAGGAACUGCGGAACUGCUUUCUUCUGUCCCCAGCCAGUCAUCUAGGUAGAAGUCUAGUUCUGUACCUCCAUUUCUUAAAGAACUAGGAGCAAGCUCCUGGGUUACCCAGUACUUAUAUAGUAGAUGCUUACCUGAAUAUGAGCCAUACUCUUCCCAUCCCUACUCCUGCCCAGAUAAGUUUCAUAUUGCAGGGUUCCAAGGGAUUGGGAACAAGGUAGAAUAACUGACCUGUAAGGUUCUAUUGACCCAUUCUGUUUUAAAUGGUUAUCCAGAGCCUUUGUGGUUGGUUGGGGCUGGGUAGUGGCUUCUGAAUGAAUCACUUAUACCUCAGUCAGUUCUCUUAGAACCCAGGGCUAUAGCAUCGGAAGGUGACAUAUCUAGGCUAUGGUAGGUUUGAAAUUAAUCAGACAACUAUUUGUCCUACUUAGCACAUCCUUAGAAUAUUAGCCGUAAUGAAAAUGUCUUGGCAAUUAGAAAUGUCUUUCUUGGCCUACCACCAUGGCCUCUAAGAGCCCAGAGGGUGUUUUCCAGCCAUGUCCGUGCUGGCACCAGCCGCCAGCCAGGACAAACUGGCUUCUGUAGAUGAGCUGGUAGCUGUAAGGCUGUUAAGAUAGCACUGGCAGUGCCGGGGCAGUUGGUAACUGGUCCCAGCAAAAUGCCCUGUCACCUUGACAAGCUGUCAUAAGUCCAUGCUCACUGAAGCACAGAAACCUAGCAACAGCAUUGUGGUUCUCAUAACUUGUGUGCUUGUCACCCAUUAGCAUCGGAUGGUGGGACCCUGACCACAUGCUGUGUGGCAGAAGACAGCACCAGGCACCCACCUACUCAUUUAAAUACUUACUGAGCCCACCCAGAGAACCAGGCCCUGCACUGGAGAGUAACAGGCAGCCAGUCCCUGCUCCUAGGGACCGAACAGCUUAGUCAGGGGAGAAAGCCAUGAAACAAACUAGAGUUCCCCGGUAGAGGUCUGAUUUUGGCAGUUGUGGUGAAGUGUGGAUGCCGAGGUGGGAAUGUCAGCUCCCACUCUGCCACAUACUAACCCUGUUAUCUGACCCCUUGGAACCUCCAAUCUUUGAUCUGUAAAGCAAGAAGGGUGGGGUAGUUUGAGGACUUCAGUUCCUUCACACGUGUAAAGCCCUGGAUCUCAGUGAACACACCAUAAACAGCACUGUCUUUCAAAAGUGCAAGACCCUGAGUAGGAACCCGGUCGUUAAAAACACAGCUUCUGACACAUUUUAGGUUUAUAGUGAGAUUAAGCAAAUUUUACCUUUAUAAUCAGACUACCACAAAAAAGAGACGGGAAGGGGAAUAUAAUUUAAAAAGAAGUUUUAUUUAUUAUAUACACAGUAUUCUGCCUCUAGCAGACCAGAAGAGAGCAUCAGAUCUCAUUACGAGAUGUGGUUGCUGGGAAUUGAACUCAGGACCUCAGGAAGAGCAGUCAGUGCUCUUAAACGCUGAGCCAUCUCCUCUCCAGCCUGGAAAAAUCAUUCUUAUUUUGCAUCUAUGGAAUGCCAGGCACUCAGCAGAAAACAUUUAAUCCUUUUAACUUUCAAUAAAGUAAGGAUUUUCACAACCCAUUUUACAAAGGAUGAAACUAGUUAUCAGAGAAGUUGAGUAAAUUUGCCCAGUGCUACACACCAGAAAAUUGAGCAGAAUCAAAGCCAGCUGUUAUCUGGGUGCAAAGUCCAUCUUGUAUGCCGCUAUUCCCAUGUCCGGGGUGGCAAAAGCAGUUGACUGGGUGUCAAGUACCUGCGUGGUGUGUUCAAAGUUUCCACAGAAGCCAGACAGGCAUGUGGCUAACAGCGGCCAGAAUUGACGUUUUUUGUUUUGUUUUUUAGGAAAGCCACACACCUGCACUGUGCCAUUCUUUUUACAUGUUGUAAAUGUUUUUUCUUUUAAUGAAGGCCAAACAGAAUUCUCCUGCUGGGCAGAUUUGGCCCUGCUGCUUUGCUAGAGCUCUUCCAACCAGCCAUCCCUCCCUCUGACUAAAAAAUACGUGUUUUCUACUUGAGACUCUGGGUGAGCCAACUCAGGACAAGCCAGGCAACCUUUUUGCGUUGCGGGCAUGAUAUCUGGUGCUGCUUGCAUUUUUAACCGCGCUAGGAAUCACCUGAAAGUCUUGUUUGACCUGCCGGUCGGGCCUGGGAAGUUUCUUUCCUGGUGGGCGCGCGGAGGGAGUGGGUGGGUGGUAGGGGAAAGUCUCAAGUAGCUGAGGCUGACCUAAGGCUAAUUUGUAAUCUUGAACUCCCGCCCCUCCUAAGGAGUUCCCGGGUGUAGCAGGUACUGCUGCCCCCCCCCCCCCCCCCCCCCCCCCCCGGUUUUCCUGGAGAAGGCUUGAGCUCCGUUCAGCUCUGGGGCAGUGAUUGCUACAGAGGGCCGGUCUUCUACGCUCGGAAGCUCUAUCUGUUUGCCAGGUGUGCUGGGUUUGUUCAGGUUUGGGUUUAUUUAGGCUAGCCGGGGAGAGGGCAGUCGAGGGCAAAGGUGCACUGUCAAGAGGCUUGGAGUUUCAGAUCUAGAAAGUCAAGUGGGGUGGAGGAAGCCCCUGGAGGCGCAGAUGAACCACAUGAGCAUUACCCGGUCGAGGAGCAGAAAGCAGGACCGAAUCCUGUCUACCUGGGGAUUUCCGCGUAUCCCGUUCGUUCCUGGUUUCCCAGGCUAUCCCAAGGUGCAUUCAAUCCUAAAGUCCCUGCCCAUCAAGUUUCUCAGUUGCAAGUUGGUGGGGUUUAAAGGCGGCUGCGCCGUAGAGCACUCCCAUGGUGCCGCGCGCUGGGCGGGUUUGUAUUUUAAAUCCCCGCGGCCAAUCAGCAACGCGCAGGUCCUUGUAACGUUCCCAGCGCUGCGUUUGAAUUCGGGGAGGAACGGAGCAGGGCAAGAUCCUCUGCACCGGCCGUGCCAGGUCCGCGGAGAAAGUCUAGGAGCAUGAAUGCAGCGGCCAAAGCUGGAAAGCUGGCUCGAGCACCAGCCGACCUCGGGAAAGCCGGAGUCCCGGGGGAUGCAGCUCCCGGUGCUUCAGUGGCCGCCCCGCUAUCGAAGGAGAUUCCGGAGAUCUUAGUGGACCCACGCAGCCGGCGCCAGUAUGUACGGGGCCGCUUUCUGGGUAAAGGAGGUUUUGCCAAAUGCUUCGAGAUCUCAGACGCAGACACAAAGGAGGUGUUCGCAGGCAAGAUCGUGCCUAAGUCGUUGCUUCUCAAGCCACACCAGAAGGAGAAGAUGUCUAUGGAGAUUUCAAUUCACCGCAGCCUCGCACACCAACACGUCGUAGGAUUCCAUGGCUUUUUCGAAGACAGCGACUUUGUGUUUGUGGUUUUGGAGCUCUGUCGCAGGAGGUCCCUCCUGGAGCUGCACAAGAGGAGGAAAGCGCUGACGGAACCCGAGGCGCGCUACUAUCUGCGGCAGAUAGUCCUGGGCUGCCAGUACCUGCACCGCAAUCAGGUCAUUCACAGGGACCUCAAGCUGGGCAACCUUUUCCUGAACGAGGAUCUGGAGGUGAAAAUAGGGGAUUUUGGGCUGGCAACCAAAGUGGAAUAUGAAGGGGAACGAAAGAAGACCUUAUGCGGCACUCCCAACUACAUAGCUCCCGAGGUGCUGAGCAAGAAGGGACACAGUUUUGAGGUGGAUGUGUGGUCCAUUGGGUGCAUCAUGUAUACCUUGCUAGUGGGCAAGCCACCUUUUGAGACUUCAUGCCUAAAAGAGACCUACCUCCGGAUCAAGAAAAAUGAAUACAGUAUCCCCAAGCACAUCAAUCCUGUGGCCACCGCCCUCAUCCAGAAGAUGCUUCAGACAGACCCCAGUGCUCACCCUCACGAGUUGCUUGAUGACGAGUUCUUCACUUCUGGCUAUAUCCCCGCCCGUCUCCCCAUCACCUGCCUCACCAUCCCACCAAGGUUUUCCAUAGCUCCCAGCAGCCUGGACCCCAGCAGCAGGAAGCCUCUCACGGUCCUCAAUAAAGGUGUAGAGAACUCCUUGCCUGACCGUUCCCGGGAAAAGGAAGAACCAGUGGUUCGUGAGGCAAGUGAGGCCAUCGAGUGUCACCUUAGUGACCUGCUGCAGCAGCUGAUCAGUGUCAAUGCCUCCAAGCCCUCAGAGCGAGGGCUGGUGCGGCAAGAGGAGGCCGAGGAUCCUGCGUGCAUCCCCAUCUUCUGGGUCAGCAAGUGGGUAGACUAUUCGGACAAGUAUGGACUUGGGUACCAGCUGUGUGACAACAGUGUGGGGGUGCUCUUCAAUGACUCAACCCGCCUCAUCCUCUACAAUGACGGUGACAGCCUACAGUACAUAGAACGCGACGGCACGGAGUCCUACCUCACUGUGAGCUCUCAUCCUAACUCCUUGAUGAAGAAGAUCACUCUCCUCAAAUAUUUCCGGAAUUACAUGAGUGAACACCUGCUGAAGGCGGGGGCUAACAUCACACCCCGGGAGGGAGAUGAGCUGGCUCGGUUGCCCUACCUGCGGACAUGGUUCCGCACGCGCAGCGCCAUCAUCCUGCACCUCAGCAACGGCACCGUACAGAUCAAUUUCUUCCAGGACCACACCAAGCUUAUCCUGUGCCCCCUGAUGGCAGCAGUGACCUACAUUGAUGAGAAGAGGGACUUCCGUACAUACCGCCUGAGCCUGCUGGAGGAAUAUGGCUGCUGCAAGGAGCUGGCUAGCCGGCUGCGCUAUGCCCGCACCAUGAUAGACAAGCUGCUGAGCUCACGCUCUGCCUGCAACCGCCUCAAGGCUUCCUCAUAAGCUUCUGUCCCUCGGACUGGUUCCCCUUCACUCUGCAAGUUCUGUCUGGGCCUACACUGCUAGGCUCCUGGGGCUGCUGUUCAGUGCCCCUGGCCCUGAGGGCUGGGUGGGGAGCAGUGCCCCCGUUGAAGGGGUUGCUGUGUAAGUUAUUUUUGUACAUGUUUGGGUAUGGGUUUACAACCUCUUCCCUUGCCCUCAGCCCUCUGUAUCAAUUGUAUAGAUAUUUUUAUUGAAUUUGGGACUGUUCUUUUCUUAGCUUUAUAUACAUUAAAUAUAUGUACAUCA